CUCCACCUACCGUAGAUGUAGCCACUAGCCAGCGCAAGCGCCGCCUUGUCCUGCCCCUCAACAAUUGCUUACAGCUAACGUUAGGUUAUGAAAAGACGAGCUUUUGAUUCACGUUAAUAGCGAGACGCGCGUAGUUUUACUUGACAAUCGUAGCCACUAAGCACAGAUUCUCUCUUAGUGAUAUUUCGCAAAACGUACGCGGUUUUAGCGCUGCCUGUGCACUUGAGUUUUUGGGCUUUGACGAAAGAUACCGAUUUAGAACUAAUUAUGACAACAUCAUGGAGUGAUCGACUUCAGGACUAUGCAGACCUCCCGGCAAACAUGGAUGGCCUGGCUAUGAAGAAAUACAGAAGAGAGGCCUACCAUAGAGUUUUUGUGAACCGAAGUUUGGCCAUGGAAAAGAUCAAAUGCUUUGGCUUUGAUAUGGAUUACACUUUAGCAGUGUACAAAUCACCUGAAUACGAAUCACUGGGCUUUGAUCUGACUGUGGAGCGACUGGUCUCUAUUGGCUACCCACAGGAGCUGCUUGGAUUCGUAUAUGACCCCACUUUCCCUACUAGAGGUCUGGUGUUUGACACCAUGUAUGGCAACCUUCUGAAGGUGGAUGCUUAUGGAAACAUCCUGGUCUGUGUCCACGGCUUUAACUUUCUGCGUGGACCUGACAUCCGAGAGCUCUACCCCAACAAGUUUAUCCAGCGUGAUGAUACAGAACGCUUCUACAUCCUUAACACACUCUUUAACCUUCCAGAAACGUACCUCUUAGCCUGCCUGGUUGACUUCUUCUCAAACUGUGACAGAUAUUCCAGCUGUGAGACGGGCUUUAAGGAUGGAGAUCUCUUUAUGUCCUUUAAAAGCAUGUUCCAAGAUGUCCGAGACGCCGUAGAUUGGGUGCACUUUAAGGGAACAUUGAAGGAGAAAACUGUAGAAAACCUGGAGAAGUAUGUUGUGAAAGAUGCAAAGUUGCCGUUGCUGCUGAGCCGCAUGAAUGAAGUUGCUAAAGUGUUUUUGGCCACCAACAGUGACUACAAAUACACAGAUAAAAUUAUGACAUACUUGUUUGACUUCCCCCAUGGACCAAAGCAUGGUACUCCCCACCGUCCGUGGCAGUCCUACUUCGACCUGAUCCUAGUGGAUGCUCGGAAGCCUUUGUUCUUUGGCGAGGGCACAGUUCUGAGACAGGUGGAUACGACCACUGGCCGGCUGAAAAUAGGAACAUACACUGGACCUCUGCAACAUGGCAUUGUAUACUCUGGAGGUUCCUCUGACAUUAUGUGUGACCUGCUCGGAGCAAAAGGGAAGGAUAUUGUGUACAUUGGGGAUCAUAUUUUUGGCGAUAUCCUCAAGUCCAAGAAGCGACAGGGCUGGCGGACGUUCCUGGUUAUUCCCGAAUUGGCUCAGGAACUGCAUGUGUGGACAGACAAAAGCUCUCUGUUCGAGGAACUUCAGGGCUUGGACAUUUUCUUGGCAGAGCUAUACAAGCAUCUGGACAGCAGUAGCAAUGAGAGACCAGAUAUCAGUGCCAUCCAGAGAAGAAUGAAGAAAGUGACUCAUGACAUGGACAUGUGCUAUGGGAUGAUGGGCAGUCUGUUCCGCAGUGGGUCUCGGCAGACUCUGUUUGCCUCUCAGGUGAUGCGUUAUGCUGACCUGUAUGCUGCCUCAUUCAUAAACCUGCUCUACUACCCAUUCAGCUACCUGUUCAGAGCCGCCCAUGUGCUGAUGCCCCACGAGUCUACAGUGGAGCACACCCAUGUAGAGACCGACACAGAGUCUCCACUGGCCACACGCAACCGUCACUGUGUGGACUGCAAGGACAUUGACUGCAAGAGAAACCAGCUCACACGCUCCAUCAGUGAAAUCAAACCACCCCACCUGUUUGCUCAACCACCACAGGAGAUCACGCACUGCCACGAUGAAGAUGAUGAUGAAGAUGAAGAAGAAGAGUAGAUGGUGCUAGACCUCUUCUAGGGUAAAGAUCCAUGAGAGAAUAGUGAUAGGGUGACAAUGAUAUUGCGUGUUGGAGAAAAGGAGAAGUGGUUGUAUGAAGUAGAUCUUGGGUAUCAAAUAGGUGCCAAGCCAAGCACAACUAGCUAAUGUGAAUAGUAUUCGAGUUUGAUUCUCACUGAUGGUUUCCUCCUUUUCUAAAUAUAAGAGAAUCAAGAUUUUUUUAAUGGACUUAGGACUCAUUCUGUGUGAGAAUUUCUGUACUAAAUCUGUGCAUAAAUUCAUAACAGACAGAAUGAAGUCCGUGAUGGCAAACAGUCCUGGUGGUAAAACUGAGUUUACAUUAGACUCUUAUUAUGCAUCAUGCUGUGGACUAGAUCUUAUUUUAACACAAGCACACAAAGAAUUCAGUCCCUUUUGGGUUGAAUGAAAAUAUGUUUUUGGUAAUAGAGCCAGAACACGCAACUUAUUUUAUUCCGUUUUUAGGCAUAUGUUAUAUUUGAACUGUUUUGACAGAUCUUUAUUUUUAACAUAACUAGGUAGUUCAUCCAGCCAGAUUAGUUCAGCUACCUCCUGCAAAGACUAUGCAGUAAGAAUCUGAAUGAAGCACAGAGAAAGUUUAGCACAUGGUUCAGUGUGAUGUGAGAGGAACUGCAGCCAACUCAAGAAUGCUGUUACUUUGCAACAGCAGACGGCCCAUUUCAUAUUUUAAAAUGGUUUUUAAUCUUGUUUUUCACUUUAUAUUGCAGACAUUUACAUUGCACAGCAGCAAUGAACUGAUGCUUUUCACAUUAGGGUUCACACAGACUAAUGAAAUGAGUGUCAUCCUGAAAACAAACAGACACACUCGGUACCUGCUAUUGUUUUGGCAAAACAAGUUUAAUGUCUCAUACUGUAUUUUUAAUAAUUGUAAUAUUAGUCGGAAAUAACUGCUCAGUUUUUUCGUAAUCCUUAUAUGCCAUUACAGUUAUGCUGUAGAACAGUACUUCUGUCUGACAGGAGAAAAACUAUUAAGACAUCUUAAAUAUACGAAAAAUAUAUUAGAUAAGCAUAAUGACAGAAAUGGACAAUUUAAGAUGAACUGCAGUGAUGUUAACAGCUGGGCAUUCAGAAACUGAUCGUUUGGGUAAAAAGAGCACUGCUGCUUUGGUGUGGUUUCUGUGGCGAUUCGUGUAAUCCUGGCUAAUGUUUGAACUCUGUUGAUGGUUAACCCCAUGAGGACCAAUCUGGUGCAGAUAAAAUGUGUUCUGUGCUUUAUAGGUCCCUUAGACCUUUGUGGAUGUUUUGCAGGUGUCCACAUAACUAGUACAUGUAAGCCAGUAAGUUUUGUCCUUGUCCUAAGUAAUAUGUUUGAAGAGGAAGAGGUUUGAGCUCUGAGAAGUGCAUGAAACUGGUAGAUUAGGAAUAAAUGCAUACUAAAAUUUUAUGAAGCUACACGAUUCACAGUUCAAAAGGUAGUGUGAAUACAAGCAUAUUAUUACUAUUGCUUUUAUUUUAUAAAACAAAAAAGAUUUGUUCAUAGAUAUUUUUGAGGAAGAAGACCCAUGUAUGUACUGUAUGUGUUUAAAAGGAACCUUGGGUAUAGAGAGAUGUAUGGCUUAAUAUAUUAACAAUGACAUUGACUUUAUAAAUGUAUAAUUAAGAACAGUGUAACUGUCACAGUAUUCAUAAACUUUGAAAAACUAUUUGUACUCAGAGGCUGCCAUUUUUUUGCGUCAAAAUCCAUGACAUCAAAUGGUUGCAACAUAAACCCGUUCUCUUAACUUUACAGCAAAGCACACAAGUUUUCCAUAUAUAACAGUAAAAUAUGAGACGUCAAACAUAAGAUCAGAUAUAUAAAUACACAGGGACAGUAGGUGGCAGUAUGUUCUCUGGACAAAAGCCAGCCUGCCUGACAUAAAAGAAGAAUGCGUUCAGUAAGCGUCUGUUCAAGGUAAACAUGCAUUCAAUCAUAGCUUUAAACUACCGUCGUUAAGACCAUUUACGACAUCAUCAUCCACCAUUAUAGUAUACUUUAUACAUUAUGAGAAUAUACUGAUAAACACAAUAAUAAUUUGCUUGCGGUUUGGUUAUUUAUACUGUAUUCUGUAUUCGAGCUCACGUGAAUAUUAGCCCCCGCCAGCUAAUGACCGAGAGAGAGAGAAUACAAUAUGCAACUGAUGUUGAUAAAUCAACAUCAAAAAGUCAAAAUCUGGAUGAAAUGCAUUUUAUAAUGGCUAAAAACAUUGUGUAUAUAUUAAAUUCACAAUGAUUUUGGUUAUUAAUAUGUAUGUUUGUAUUGUUUCUGACCAACAUUAUUAAAAUGUAUGAAAAUACACCAAACAGCAUCUUUAUUUUCUUUAAUAUUUUAGCAUAAUUUUUUAUAUAUUUUAUCCUACGGCACCUUAUAUUUACUGAAGAACUGAUUAGUGUGUCUGUGUUCAGUUUGGCUGCCUGUGCAUGCAACUAUUUUACGUCAUCGAAAAAGAACAUGGCGGCCUCCUUAGGUUAAAAUGAGUAUUACAUGUAGGUUUUCUUUAAAUAAAUUAAAAUAUUUUAUAAAAAAUAUUUUAUGUGUUUCUAAGGCUAUUGCAACGUAUUAAGCCAUACACCUCUCUAUACCCUGGGUUCCCUUUAAACCUUGGGCUAGUUUGUGGUGAGGGACGUUUUUUUAGCAUAUUUUGUAUGUUUAACUUUGUGUAUGGCUAAAAAUAAACUGAAAAUCCUAUGACGGGCAGCUCUUUCAAGUGAUGCUUGUUCUUUGUCCCAGUCUCACACAGAACACAGUAGUAUCUCCCUUUCUUUAUUCGUUAGGUUACCUAGACUCAGCAUUGUUUGUAUAUGAAGAGUUUAGUCCAAAAUGGAAAAACUCCGUUUAUUUUUUUUUCCAAAAUCAAGUUUUUAUUGUGCAUUCCAAUUAUAUAUAUAUAUAUAUAUAUAUAUAUAUGAACCAGAGGGGUGUGAGUGACAUUUCAUCAACUUUACAGGAGGGCCAGAACAAAAAAUACCAUCGUUUGUAAUCAAUAUACAAAGAUGUUACAUGGAUAACAGCGUACUUAUUGAACAGUAUUUAAACAUUUGUUCAGAAGAAAACCAAAACCAUUUUUCUUAAAUAACCCACAGGCUUUUCUCCACAAUUCGGUUGUUAAGUGGUUACUUAAGGAAUACAUUUUUCGGGUCCAAGCAUCUAUUCAUUUUAAGUGGGGCUACAGCUGUUUAUGAGCAAUGUUUACUCAUAUUGCAUAUUUAAACGAAACAUGUAUUAACUCAAAGUAUACACUACAGUCCCCAGGCUCACGGAAUCUCCGUUUAUGAAUUGUGAAAAAUAAACCGCUGUCUAGCCAUGUGGGAUUUCGUUAUGAAGAUAAAGGUUAGGAUCACGGUUUCCUGUAGUUUUAAAGCUCUCAAUGAGCAUAUAUUAGCAUUUUUUGUUGUUUGCCCAGAGCAUCUUAUUGAGCGUUUGGACCCGGAAACAUAUGACCUACCAUAUAUGGUGGUUCGUGACGUCAGGCUUAACAAGCAGAUACAGUUACGCCCUUUUGGCACCAACUGGCUCAGUAUGUUCAAUUAUAGGUCUUUUGGCUUCUACUGAAUAACUCUAAUUGAUUAAGAUAUCACUUGUGUCAUUUUGGCAGUAUAAAGAGCUCAUCAAGGGCUUUCAUUUGGUAUAUAUAUAUCUACAUUUCACCCAAAAUAUCACUUACGCCCCUCUGGCUCUCACCCCUCGAUAUCUGUGUGUGUGUGCAUGUGUGCGUGUGUGGAGGCGUGCGUGUCUUUUUCCCUGGACAUGGAUUAAAACUGAGCUAAUGUCGGCAAUCAUUCUGUUUAGUCUGGAUGUCUGUGCAAGGAAAUAAAGACAUUGAGUUUGAACAGUAUUUGACCUUGUGUCUCAAGAGAUUCAACAUGGAGUACGCUGGUCACAAUCCUACAGUACAACAGAUAAAGAGCUUAUUCAUCAUAGGUAGCAUUGCCUGUGAACAACUGUUUUUAAAUAUCUGUUUCAGCCAGUGUUUUGUUAUAUUUUGGCAUUGUUUCGAUUUUAUUUGUUAAACUUACCAAUAGCUUACUAAUACAUACCGUAGCAGUUCCUUUUUACUUUCUACCUUUUGCUAAUUUCUGAAAUCUUUUUUAUUAUGAUACUUUUUCUAGUUGAUGCUAUUCUAUAUUCUAUAUGACUUUCAUUAGCUUUUAGAGUAACAAUGGAAAAGGUGCACAGUGGUGUUGCCUUCAAAGAGAUUAACAGCAAAUUACCCAUGGUAUUAAUUAAUCCCCUUUUUAUUGUUGUUGUUUAUAUUAUGUGUUCGAAUUCAGUUUUACGUUAUAUUAAGUUAUAACAGUUUUUGAUUUAUUUAGAGUUAUAAACCAAUACAUGGGGGAAAUUGCAUUUCCAUGUAAAAUAAAGAGAAUUUUCCAUAAUAAAUUCACAUGUUGUCUCCUGUAUUUACUUGUGGUCACAUGACUUCUGACAGAUCCAAGUCUGUUGAGAUUAAUAAGAUAUCUGUUGAACAGGAAAGAAGAUAUUUUGAGGAAUGUAGGAAAGCAAACAGUUCUGGGACACCUUCAGCUACCUUUUUUUUCUUUCUGCUAUUGUAGUUGAUGAUGUCCCAGCAGUCUUCCAAAUAUCUUUCUUUGUGUUCAACUGAACAAAUAAAUGUAUACAGCUUUGGAACAACUAGUGGGUGAGUAAUUAAUGACAGAUUUUUUAAUUUUGGGGUAAACUAUCCCUUUUAACCAUCUAUUGCUAAAGUGAGUGACGGAACACUUGACAUUUGAUUGUGUUGCUUAGCACGUCUCACAUUGAUAUAUCAUUGGUGAAAAAUGCCACAACUGUGUUAAAUAUUUCAAAAAGAUGCAAUCAACCUUAUUGUUUCCUCUACAAAAAUACACAUAAAUAACUGAAUGUAUAAGGUAAAACGUCUCGGUUACGACUGCAACCUCCAUUCCCUGAUGGAGGGAACGAGAAGUUGUGUUGAGAGACAGACUGGGGUUUGAUCUUGAGAAGCUAUCAUCUCCGAGAGGAAUUUAAAACGCCAAUGGGCUUUGGCGAAUGGCACACCCACGCCAGUCCCCGUCCCGUGCAUACGGGUAUAAGAGGGAGGUGGCGGCGGCCAUUCACUCACCCUUUGGGCUGAGGAACCUGAGAGACAUCUCCCGGUCGCUGCAGCGGGUCGGCGAAGCGUUGUGGCGUGAAGACACAACGUCUCGUUCCCUCCAUCAGGGAACGGAGGUUACAGUCAUAACCGAUACGUUCACCUUCAGUCGCUCUCUCGACGUUGUGUUGAGAGACAGACAGACUGGGGACCUUGCUUGUACUGAUGGCCAUCACGGGCGGUGGCGUUCGUCUCUAUUAGCGAGACGCCGUCCGGCUCCGUAAGAACACUGGGGAAACACUGCUCUCCUCGUUGAAGAGUGUGUUACGGAGGCCACAUCCUACCACAAGGGGAGGUUACAUGUGGAGGACCAACAUGGUCUCACCAGUGGGGAGAACAACAUGUGAGAAUUUGUGUCAGCCCGAAUGGGGGGACAGAACCCAGGUGGAGUAAACCACCGGAGGGGAGGUCUCAGGUUCACCGACAGGAGAACCAAUUGUGAGGAAUUCAACAUAUGGGACGACCCUGCAGGGGAGUCACUACGUAUGGGGCAACAGUCCUAGUAUAGGGCUCCACCUGAGCAGGGGCAACUGUAGCAGUACUGGACUUGGUUCUAACAGACCGCUCCGCCCGGUCUGUUACCAUAAUGCCAAUGCUUAGUGAUGCUUAGAAUUUUAAAGUUUUACUUAAUUAAUAUUGCAUAUAGGAAUUUAUAGUCUGUUAUAUUUGACCUGUGCUUCUCUCUCCUUUAUCCUAAAGGUGUGCUCUCACUGAGUGUGUGUGUGUGUGUGUGUGUGUGUGUGCGUACUUGUCUGUGUACGUACGUGUGUGUUGUGUGUGCGUGCGUGCGCAUACGUGUGUGUGUGUGUGUGUGUCUCUAUGUCUAUGUGUGUUAGUACGUGUGCAUAUUGUGUGUGUGGAGUGUUUUGUAUGUGGGUAUGUCUGUCUUCUGUGUUUUCAACCUUUUCUUGUUUUUGCAGGUACAACUUUAAUUAUUUUGCUUAUAGUCAAUAUGUCUCAUGUACAGCUGCUUUGUAACAAUGAAAAUUGUAAAGGCGCUAUAUAAAUAAAGUUGAGUUGAGUUGAGUUGAGUGAUGGAUGGAAUACCUAUACAUCACCCUAAGGGGGGAAGUAGGGAGGCUAAGAUAGUGCACUAGACUCGCCUGGAGAGGGGAGAAGGCGCUUUCGCAGGCGUACGCCAAAAUCAGUUGCCGGCCUUAUACGCCGGAAGCGUGUAAGACACAGGCUGACACUGGUUCCACGUGGAUGUGGUAAAACCUCGCGAAGGUACAGGGCGUAGCUUAACCUGCAGCACUACAUAUGUCUGCCAGAGAGGCGCCCUGAGCCAGUGCCCACGAGGAGGCCAUACUCCGAGUGGAGUGGGCUCUCACUGCAAGCGGGCACGGGCGAUCUUGGGACUGGUAUGCCAAGUGAUGGCAUCCACAAUCCAGUGCACCAAUCUCUGUUUGGAGACAGCCCUCCCCUGGUGCUGUCCCCCAUAACAGACAAAGAGCUGCUCAGAGCUUCUAAAGCUCUGCAUGCGGUCCGAGUCGAGGAGCAGUGCGCGUAUAGGACACAACACGUUAGAGGUUGGGUCUUCCUCCCCAGAGGGGAGCGCCUGCAGGUUCAUCAUGUGGUCCCAGAAGGGAGUGGUGGGAACCUUGGGCACGUAACCGGGCCGGGGUCUCAGGAUAAGAACUACCGGGCCCGAAUUGUAAGCACCCAUGGGACACGAAAAAUGCCUGGAGGUCCCCCACCUUCUUCAUAGAAGCGAGCGCCAUCAAGAGUGCCAUUUUCAUCGUCAGAUGAGGAAGACUGGCAUCUCUGAGGGGCUCGAAGUGCCGUACCAAGGCCCUGUGAGACCACAUUAAGGUCCCAAGAGGGUACGGAGCACGGUCAAGGUGGAUUCACCCUUCUCGCGCCCCUAAGGAACCUGGUGACCAGGUCAUGUUGGCCGAGAGACUUACCCUCCAUGAUGAGCGGCAAUAGCGGCUACAUACACUUUCAACGUGGAUGGGGAGAGGUUACACUCUAGUCUCCUUGUAGUAAGGUCAACGCUGACCUGAUCGAGCAAUUCCAUGGGUUCUUCCCGUGGAGAGAACCCACGGAAUUCAUAUGUGCAUCAACCCGAGAGGGAUUACCCCUGUCGAGGACGCCAUGUGCCCCAGGAGCCUCUGAAAAUCUUUCAGCGGGACCACUGGAGUGCGCCUGACAAAUUUCAGACAGUUCAGCACCGACUGCGCAGGCUCGUUGAGACGCGCUGACAUACGGACAGAGUCUAGUUCCAUACCGAGAUAAGAGGAGCUCUGCGCUGGGGAGAGCUUGCUCUUAUCUCGGUUGACCCGUAGGCCCAGAUGGUCUAGGUGCCGGAGCAUGAGGUCCAUGUGCAUACACAACAUAUCUCGCGAGUGUGCCAAGAUAAGCCAGUCGUCGAGAUAGUUGAGUAUCCGCACGCCUUGCUCCCUGAGGGGCGCUAAGGCAGCCUCUACGAGUUUGGUAAAAACCCGAGGAGACAGGGCCAGACCGAAGGGCAGGACCUUGUACUGAUACGCUCUUCUCUCGAACGUGAACCGCAGGAAAAGUCGGUGUCGACGGAGGAUGGAGAUGUGAAAUACGUGUUCUUCAGGUCGAUUGCCACAAACCAAUUUUGGUGACGAACUGAGCCAGAGAUGUGCCUCUGCGUCAGCAUCCUGAACGGCAGCUUGUGUAGGUGCUUGUUCAGGAGGCACAGAUGCAGAAUGGAGCGCAGCCCCCCACCUUUUUUGGGCACUAUGAAGUACAAGCUGUAAAACCCGGAAGACAUCUCUGUUAGAAGGACGGGUUCGAUCGCACCUUUCGCCAAAAGGGCGGCAACCUCGUCCCGAAGCACGGGAGCGUUCUCCGAGGUGUGGAGAAUGACCUGAAACUUGGGCGGGCGCCUGGCGAACUGGAUCGCAUAACCGAGAUGGAUCGUCCGCUCUAGCCAGCGUGACAGGCUGCUGCACUCUUGCCAAGCGCCCAAGAACCGUGACAGCGGAACCAGAGGGACGUUCCGCUUCACCGUGUCAUGGGAGGCUGGUUCGGUGAUUGACAGAGCGGUCACCUCACACGGGGUGGAACCCUGGGGAGAUUGACGGCUCUGCUGACUUACCUGCCUGGUGUUACCGCCGGCCAACGCAACGUCAAGUGGAGAUUGCGGAAGGCAGGGAGAAAUUGUGUCGCCCAGCGCACCGUCAUAUCGAGAGUGCUGCGGGGAAGCCCGGAGAGAGAGAAGCUAAAUGAGAUUUGUGACUCAGACAGUGGCCAGAGAUUCACUGUUUCCAGUAAUGCACCGCAACUGCACAUUCCACCUGGGGGACGUCGACAUAUCCCUUAGCUGCCCCAUCGUCCAGGGAAGUAACAGCUCCUGAGCCUGUCAGACAGGAACGCGCCACGAACGGCAUAUUCCACAUCUUUGUGAGCUCCUCAUGCACCUCCAGGUCAGGUAAGCAAGCACGGCCGUCAUCUCUGCGUCGCCUCGUCUUGGGCUCGACUGCCCGGAGGCGGGAGCUCCAAGGGGUCUCUGCAUCCGAAACCAGGAGGUAGCUGUCCGACGUUAUGACAGAAAGUUCGUCCCCAUCCCGUUGUCGAGUCUGCCCGCUAUGGGACAGUACACCGCCGCCCAUUGGGGACAAGCCGGUGAGCGUGCUGGGGCACGGAUGGUCCGCGAGCCGAAACUGGCGAGGUGACAUCCGUGGGAAUCCCCAAUCACCCCCGCCGCUCACCGAAGCGGCAGUCGUCUUCGCUUGGGAAGCAGACGGGGUUGCGCGGCUACAUUCCGAAGAACAUAGCCGACCGUGACCACAACACCUUAAUCUAUGAGCCCUGCCACUGCAUGCUGGACCCCCAACAUGCAAUACAGGUGUCGUGCUCGUCGGACUCGGGGAUGAGUCUGUCAUACCCAAGAACACAGCUGCGAGCCCAAAGACAGCGCAGACUGUGAGAGGAAAUUUGCUGUUUUAGAAAUAUAUGUGGCUUGCUGCCGAGACGCCCAGGGGAAGUCCGCUACCAAGAGGGAGAAAUCCGCUGCUUCGCGUCGUAAAUACAGCAGUCUGGAAGAAUCUCGAAAAGAUGGAGCACUUGACAUGUACGUCAUGCAGGUUGCAAAGAACAAAGGAUGAGUGAAUGGUCGCCGCCACCUCCCUUUUAUACCCGUAUGCACGGGGCGGGGACUGGCGUGGGUGUGCCAUUCGCCAAAGCCCAUUGGCAUUUUAAAUUCCUCUCGUAGAUGAUAGGUUCUCAAGAUCAAACCUCAGUCUGUCUCUCAACACAACGUCAAGAGACCGACUGAAGGGGAACCAUAUACAGUAUACCUACAUGUAACAUAAUUGACAACAAUAAUAUCGCAUGCUAAAUUUGAUCGCUUUGCAACGUGAUUGUUUUUUAAAAGAUUCAGGUUAAACUUUGCAUUACACUUGGAGUAUCUUGGGAGAAUGUUUUAAUUCUUAUGAUUUUGGUUUGGAUACGACAGACCGUAGGGUACAGCACAGGAACAACAGAGUAACAUGAUAAAACUGAUGAAUAUUUAACAGAACCUCCCUCGAAUUUACAGAUACAAAGAAUUACUUGAAUUUAGUAACAAAGCGAAUUCGGAAAAAAAUGUAAAAAGUCAGAACCUGUAUUUCACCCUACACAAGCUCUUGUCUAGAAAAAUUUAUAUUGGCCCUGAUCUAUUAAUAAAAGCCCAACAAUGUCUGAAAUCGCAUACAAUCUUUAGUAUAAAGAGCAGGAGUUUGAUGAUUACAUGCUCGAAAUGGUUUAGUUUGGCUAAAUUGUUAAACCGUAGUGCCAAGCAGUGGCUGUAUGUGGUACUGACCCAUGUACAGUAUGUAGAAAUAAUAAUAAGAAACAAUGCAAUCAUGCUGUUUAUCAGCUGAUGUUCAAGUAACCUUUUAAUUCCGUUCAACACAUGAAAAAAUCUACGGCUAAAUCUUAAAGCUGCCUGAAUCAGAUUAACCACAAAGUCCGACAUUGUGAGCAGGUGCCGCCUUGAACGCACAGAUUAGUAAGGGAAACUACUGUUGUCAACUAGUUUGGGUCUCCGAGGAAGUUGUAUUGCACUGAAAAAGCGUGAGACUUCCUAAACUAAAUCAACAUUCCUUUCUUAAACUAACAUUUUGGUCAUUGUUGGGAAUAAAUGUGUGCUAAAUAUUACUUAGUGUAAAGUAUCCAGUGUUUGUAUAAAUAAAGACACAGAGAUAUUGAAUACAAGUACAGCCAUUUAAACACUAUGGAACCUUUCUUCCAGAUGUGUAAAUAGUACCACAAUUUAAUGGUUUUAAUUUCUUUUAGUAACUGUUGUGGAAAAAAAAUAACUUGUUGAGGCCUGGAAUUGCACAGAUGCAUACUGAUUCUCCCUCACAUGCAAUCUCUGAUAGGUCUGUCAUCUUUCAACUAUGAAAGCAUUCAGCUUUAAAUGAAAGUUUUUAACAUCUUUAAGCAAAUGGGACCUGUUCAUCCUCACAUCUCAGAACAAAUAAGAACAAAUCUCUAAUUUACAAUACAGUAAUCAUAAUAUAUCAUCAUCUGCAUUGAUGAUUUUUUAAGGCAAUAUGAUUAAUUUGAAAAAAAUGUAUAAAGGGUACUGUAGGAUUUACCACAUUUAGAACAGUAAAAUAAUUUGACAUGUAAAAGACCCUUACCAGCACUGUACACAUACAAUGAUGUAUUUGUAACUAUACAUGUGUAUAUAUACACUCCUGAAUAAAAUCUUAAAACCAGGGGAAACAUUACAAGCAUUCGCAUUUCUCACUGGUGGAUCGUAACCAGAUUAUAAAUACUGAUUAAAAAUGCCAAAAAAAGAAACAGGAGCAAGAGACAAAAUGUAUUUUAUACAUGGCAGGAUUGUUGAGCUGCAGGGCUCUCACAACGUGCCAUCGCUGCCGAGGUUGGAUGCAGUAAGACAGUGUAACGAGGAAGGCGGGACGAGAGCCGUGAGGCAAUGAGGCGGGGCCGGUGGCGUGAGUGAUAGUGGGAAUUGUCUUGGUUACGGAUGUAACCUCAGUUCCCUGAUGGAGUGAACGAGACAUUGUGUCGAGCCGACAGAUGGGGGUUCGCUCUUGAGAACCUAUCAACUUCUGACUAGAAAAGGCCAAUGAAAUUGGCGAAUGAAAUUUGCAUGCCGGACUCCGCCCCCGGAUAUCCAUUCACCUUUUGGUCUGAGGAGCCUGAGCAUCCCUCGAACGCUGCGGCGGGCAGCCAGCGUUGUGGCAAGAAGGACACAACGUCUUGUUUCCUCCAUCAGGGAACUGAGGUUACAUCCGUAACCAAGACGUUCCCUUUCUGUCGGUCUCUCAACGUUGUGUCGAGCCGACAGAUGGGGUUCCUAUGGAAAACGCCACAGUGAUGUGCCGCGUUACAAUCUCUAGCGGAGCGACACUGACUGGCCUGGGCGAGUCAGACGUGAGCGCUAGCGCGAAAUUGUAACCGUUCAGUGGAGAGGUAGGGGGUCCCAGAGCUUUAUGGAAAAAGGUGGGAAGCCCCUGCCACCGGCCGUCACGGGCGGAGGCCUUGAUUCUCUAAUAGCGAGAAGCCACCCGGGACCGUAAGGGCCACUUGGUAAGCAUUAUUCCCCCCUGGGGGAAAAAACGCUACAGAGAGCACCAUCCUACCAUAGGGAGGAAUUAGUGCAGACACCACAUGGUCUCACCAUCAGGGGAGAACUCAUGGGAAAACAUGCGGACUGAAGGAGUUAACCGCAAGGUGGAGGUCCACCUAGGGAGGUCAUGGGUUGCCGAGGUGGGAACAAUUCAUGAGGAUACAUCAGACGGAACCGCCCACGGGGGGGGAGGGGGGGUUACGACGUCUGGAGCACUAGGUCCGGUUAGAGCUAUGUGGUAGAUAACUCAACUGUUCCCCGGCUUAAGGAGGCAGGGCUGCUCUGCCCAGCCUGUCCCCAGGAGGGUGCUUAGUGAUGGAUGGAAUGACUGUUCUUUACCCAGUGGGGAAAGAAGGGAGGCGUAAUAGCCGCUGAUCCCCCUAGAGGAAGGGGGAAGGGCUUUCGCAGGCGUAUGCCCUACCGGCUGCCGGUCCUACACGUUGCCCUGCAGGACGUGGGCUGACACCGGUUCCAUGCGUAGGUAUUAAAACAUCGCGAAGGUGUUGGGCGUAGCCCAACCCGCAGCUCUGCAGAUGUCUGCCAGAGAGGCGCCCUGAGACAGUGCCCAUGAGGAGUGUGCCUCACUCCUAAUGGGCAGGGGCGAUCUUGAGAUCGGUAUGCCGUAGCGCCGGCAUCCACGAUCCAAUGCGUCAGCUCUGUUUGGAGACAGCCCUCCCCUUCUGCUGACCUCCAGAACAGACAAGAGCUGCUCAGAGCUUCUGAAGCUCUGCGUGCUGUCCAAGUAGAGGCGCAGUGCGUGUACUGGACACAACACGGACGGGGUUGGGUCUUCCUCCCCAAUGGGGAGCGCCUGCAGGUUCACCACCUGGUCUCUAGGGGGAGUGGUGGGAACUUUGGGCACGUAGCCGGGCCGGGGUCUCAGGAUCACGUGAGAAUCACCGGGCCAGAGUUCUAGGCAAUCUGUGGACACGGAGGGUGCUUGUAGGUCCCCUACCCUCUUGGAGGUGAACGCCAUCAGGAGAGCCGUCUUUAUCGUGAGUUGAGAAAGAGUGGCAGCUCCGAGGGGCUCGAAGGGGGGGGGCCUCUUGAGGCCCACCACCUAGGUCGCAGGAGGGUACGGAGCGCGGAUGAGGCGGUAGCCUUCUCGCGCCCUCUUAGGAACCUAAUGACCAGGUUGUGCUGUCCCAGAGGCUUCCCAGCAACUGGGUUGUGAUGAGCGGCCGUAGCGGCUACAUACACUCCCAGUGUGGAGGGGGCAGAGGUUACUCUCCAGUCUCUCUUGAGAAAGGGACAGCACGUUCCCGAUCGAGCAACUCCGUGGGUCUUCUUUUCGAGAAGAGCACCAGGACAAGAAGAGGCACCACUUAUGGGCGUAUAGCCGCCUAGUGGCUGAGGCCCUAGUCUGAGUGGUGUCCCAACCGCCGGGGGUGGGCCACUGAGGAUCUCCUCAUCCCGUCCAGACAUGGAAGUUCCAGGGGUCUGCCUGGUAUGCUGUAACGUGCCCCUUCCCCUGGGAAAGGGGGUCCUUCGCCAGGGGGAUCGGCCAUGGGGGAGUUGUUGUCAAGAGCCUUAGCUCCGAGAACCAAGUCCGGUUGGGCCAAUAGGGCACAACUAGUACGACGUGCCUUGCUGCCCUAGGGGGAUCCUGUCCACCAAAAAGGUCAUUGAAGACCAGGGGGUUGGGGUGCGUCAGCAGAGAGGCGUGAUGACCAUACGCCUGCUGCCGGUGUGCCACGCUCUCCAGGGAACCCGACUCUGUAGCCAGUGUUGGGGCGGUCGCAUGUGCAUCAACCCGAGGGGGACCACCCCCACGAGGAUGCCAUGUGCCCAGGAGCCUCUGAAUUGUUUCAGGGGGACCGCUGACUGCCUGAAGUGCUUCAGGAAGUUCAACACUGACUGACCACGCUCUGAGUCAGUCACGCUGUCAUGGGGACGAGAAAAUCAUGUAAUCUGGAUGGUCCUGAUGGCUUCCAACAUUACUGGCAUGACAAGGAGAUCCCACUGGAGAUGUUUUCUACGUGGCACAGUGUUGGAGGCUCCAUCAUGAUCUGGGGUGCUUUUUCCUUCAAUGGGAAAAUGGAGCUUUAGCUUGUGCAGGGCCGUCAAAUGGCGGCUGGCUAUGUGGACAUGUAGCAGUGGGCAUCCCUCUUGACUGAGGGCCCUCGUCUGUGCGGUAAUGACUGGGUCUUUCAACAGGACAAUGCUACAGUUCACAAUGCCCUCCUAACAAAGGACUUCUUCCAGAAGAAUAACUUCACUUUUUAGGCCAUCCUGCAUGUUCCCCUGAUCUAAAUUCCAUUGAGAACAUUUGGGGAUGGAUGGCAAGGGAUGUUUACAAAAACGGACGUCAGUUCCAGAACGUGAAUGCCAUUCGUAAAGCCAUUUUCAUGUGCCCAGGAGCCUCUGAAUUGUUUCAGGGGGACCGCUGACUGCCUGAAGUGCUUCAGGAAGUUCAACACUGACUGACCGCGCUCUGAGUCAGUCACGCUGUCAUGGGGACAGAGUCGAGUUCCAUACCGAGAAAGAGGAUGCCCCCCUUGUGAGAUGGGUGCGUCGAGAAGGCAGACCUUCUCGGCAUUACUCAUCUGUGCAAGGUUUGGCCAGAGGUGUCUCUCAUGGACCACAAGUGUGGACAUCGCCCGACCCAGGGCCCGUGUGUUCACCUUCGGUCGCCCCUAGAGCGAGGUCGGUGGCAGCGCGGAGUUCCUGCAUAAGCUCUGGGUCGGUCUUACCCUCGUGGAGCUCUCUCAACGCCUUGGCCUGGCAGGAGCCAUAGCAUGGAGAGAGGAGGCAGCUUGGCCCGCAGCAAUGUAAGCUCUCGACACCGGAGAUGCCGAGACCCUCCAUGCUUUGGACGGGAGUCUAGGUCGAGCCCCUCAGGUGGCCGCCGCCUGCGGGCACGAGUGCACCGCGGCAGCAUGCUCCACCUGGGGGACAUCGACGUAUCCUCUAGCUGCCUCA
Triplophysa rosa is the source of this 16548-nucleotide messenger RNA. It is a transcript of the gene nt5c2b, whose product is annotated as 5'-nucleotidase, cytosolic IIb. Bases 268 to 1944 code for a protein of 558 amino acids. The transcript has 18 exons. NCBI's taxonomy places the organism in Eukaryota, Metazoa, Chordata, Actinopteri, Cypriniformes, Nemacheilidae. The record is from RefSeq and is a predicted model, not a curated record. Gene Ontology annotation, molecular function: 5'-nucleotidase activity.